This is a messenger RNA of Drepanopeziza brunnea f. sp. 'multigermtubi' MB_m1, 681 nucleotides long. NCBI's taxonomy places the organism in Eukaryota, Fungi, Ascomycota, Leotiomycetes, Helotiales, Drepanopezizaceae. The record is from RefSeq and is a predicted model, not a curated record.
AUGCCUUUUAAGCAAGUAACUCAGUUUAAUAGAAUUAUUAAGCGCGGCCGAAGCCGUUUAAGAAUAACUAUUGCUAUUGCUGCAGCUGCGGCGGCUGCGGCGGCUAUACCACGCACUUUCACCUCCGAAGCUUCGCCCUUUCCUUUAGACCUUCUUAUUAAGCGCUUGCUUAUGCUAACGACUGUCAAAGCUUUAAACAAUUGCACCGUUGCUUUUGCCGCUGCUAAUACCGCUUUCGAUAACUUCCUCGCUUUAAAUGCUAUCCUUUUAAGAAGUGCUGCUAGUAGUUCGAGCGAUUUAGCGAGUAAAAGUAAAGGUUUUAAAAAUAGUCCCGAUAGCUUUGCAGGUUUUGCUCUUGCUCUUAAGACCUUUAAUUUAAAUAUAGCCUUUAUUGAAUUGAAUAGUCUUAUAACAGCGAACCGUGGUCCGAUGACUCGGAGCGCUUCGAGUAUAUUACCUCUUCCUCUUGCGCUUGCCGCCUUUGUUGCUCCCGUCGCUUUCGCUGCUCUCGUCGCCUUCGCAGCUCUCGUCGCUUUCGUCGCAUUUAUUAUCGUCGCUCCUUUUGCGCUAGUCGUUGCGCCUGCCGCUUUCGCAGCGGCGCCCGCCGUUGUUAUGAUUCUUGCAAAGCGCCGAGCUAAAGUAAAGAGAUUGCUAAGAGCUUUAAUCGAUCUUUUGUUAUAA